Momordica charantia (bitter melon) is the source of this 1731-nucleotide messenger RNA. The record is from RefSeq and is a predicted model, not a curated record. NCBI's taxonomy places the organism in Eukaryota, Viridiplantae, Streptophyta, Magnoliopsida, Cucurbitales, Cucurbitaceae.
AUGAGCAUGUUUCAUGGCGGGUUUUGGAACGACAGAGAUAAUUACGUGGAAUACAAAGUGUCAGAACUAAUUAUACAUCAAGAAAUGUCAUAUGCCAAAUUGCUGAAAGAUAUAAUGGAACAAUUGGGAUUGGUCGGUAGUUCUGAUUAUCCUGAUAUCUUUUCUUGCAUUGGAACCACUCAGUUUAUGAAGGACAUGAAAAUAUCAGACGACAAGGAUGUGCAUUGGUUAUACAAUGUCAUUUUUAAUGGUGUCGCUCAAUGUUGUAGUUUAGUCGUUGAUUGUAGAAAUUGUCUUUCUAACGUAUUAGAUCGCAUGCCUAUUAAUACUUCAAGUUCGAUAGACAAUGGUAUACCAUCAAUUGGUCAAUUUCAUUACUCGAUUGAUGUUACCAAUAUUUUGAGGAAUUUCCACAUUGAAGUGAAUGACAAGUUUUGUGGAAAGAAAAAUUUACAGAAUGCUUUGCGAUCUGUGGCUAUAAGAGAUAACUUUCAAUUUAGGACUAUCAAAUCAAAUCGUGAUGUACUCAUUGUCCGUUUCUUUAUGGACAAUUGCCAGUGGUAUCUUCAUGCUUCCAAGUUUGGGGACCAAGGAAGUGAGAUUUGGAUAGUAAAGAAAUUUGUACAAGAACAUACAUGUUCUCUUGAAAUAGUUCUUAACGAUCAUAGGCAAGCAACUUUUUCUGUUAUCAAGGAGUUUAUUAAGGAUAGGACUAACAUGUUUGGCACUGAUUUGCUUAGUGUUAAAGAUGUUAUAUCCCAUGUGCGUAGAGGACUCGGUAUUAGUAUCAAUUAUCAAAAAGCAUGGCGUGUAAGAAAAUCUGCAAUAAAAGAAAUUAAGGGAUCUCCUGAGGAGUCUUACGCAUUAGUUCCUUCUUUUUGUCACAUGAUUAAGGUGAAAAAUCCAGGUUCAGUUUGCGAUUUUAAAGUUGACAAUCAUGGAAGAUUUCAUUACCUUUUUAUGGCUUUGUCGUCUUCGAUCGAUGGCUACCAAUAUUGUCGACCUCUAAAACCAUGUAUAGGUCCUCGUCAAGACCUUGUAACUGUCUUCGAUCGGCACAAGAGUAUAGUAAAAUCAGCUGAGAAGGUUUUCACUACUGCUUGCCACUGCAUAUGCGCAUUCUACUGUACGAGGCAUAGCGAGGAGUUGUCGGGCAUAGGUUUCUCUAAAUGGUCGUAUGCUUAUUCUCCUUCGUCAAGAUACAAUUUUAUGACAACCAACAUUUCAAAAAGUCUAAAUGCUGCCAUGAAAGAUGCAAUGGAAUUACCAAUUACUUCCAUGUUAGAAGUCGUGCGGAUGAUGUUGCAGAGGUGGUUCUAUAAGCGUCAGAACGAUGUUGAUUUUCAAAUUACUAAAUUCACGAAAAGUGCUGAGAGUAAGUUAAGUGAACAAAUUUCAGCUUGUCGUACAAUGAAAGUUUAUGCUGUCAAUAACGAUAUUUAUCAGAAGCAUUUACCUAAAAAAGGUUAUGUCUCCUCCUACUACUCGAACAACUAUUUAAGUUCCACAUACAGUGGAAGUAUACACCCAUUAGGUCAUCAGUCAAGUUGGAAUAUCCCAGAAGAUGUAAAGAUUAUAAAGAUGUUGCUGCCCAAUGUGAAACGUCCUGCUGGUAGACCAAAGAAGUUGAGGAUUCCGUCAGCAUUGGAAUUUAAAAAACGUGUUAAAUGCAGCCGUUGUGGAAGAUAUGGUCACAACAGGAAGUCGUGUAAAUUUUCCCUUACGCAAUAG